This is a messenger RNA of Drosophila hydei, 676 nucleotides long. RefSeq lists its product as uncharacterized. The transcript has a single exon. The record is from RefSeq and is a predicted model, not a curated record. Bases 100 to 459 code for a protein of 119 amino acids. NCBI's taxonomy places the organism in Eukaryota, Metazoa, Arthropoda, Insecta, Diptera, Drosophilidae.
CCGAGUGCGUAACAGCAACCAGCAGCAGUAACAGCACAGGAUCUAGUGCAAGCUAAUUGAAAGCAGCGCCAAUUGAAUUUUGACGUAAUCCAGAGCGCUAUGGCCAUACCAUUUUACGAAGAUGAACCGGAUACGGCGACAGCGGCGGCAGUCAACUUAGAUGCCAGCCAAAUUGCCGACGGUGAUCAGGUGGACGGACCAGCGUAUACAAGCGAUGCUGGCUACGAUCAGGUGGACUACGAGGCGCCACCAGCGGCAGCAACAAGUCACACACAGGCAACAUCCACCGAUAACGAGAUGCCGCCCACAACAGAGGAGCAGCUGCUAGUGUGGAAAAUGCUUGCAUUAGCUAUGUGCAAGGUGCUCAAACAGUUCUAUCUGCAGCAGAAGAAGCAACAGCAGCCAGGCAAAACCACCAAGCUGACGGCCACCGUGCAAAUUCAGCCGCAAGCGCAGUAAAGCGUCACUAAAGAGAACAACAAACGAUGAUAAACGACAUCAACUACGAAUUCAAGGCCCCCGUCAAAACGAGGCCCCUGAUGGCUCCUAAGCGCAACUUGUGAUUACUUUUCGUUGGUGAGAACUAGCGCUCCCUAAGCUGAACGGGGAGAGAGGAUGGAUUGGAGAGAGAUUUAUGUGAACGAUUCGCGAAAAUCACAAAAAUUGAAAGAAAAAA